Molecule: messenger RNA, 737 nt
Organism: Scutellospora calospora
Lineage: Eukaryota; Fungi; Glomeromycota; Glomeromycetes; Diversisporales; Gigasporaceae
Source: the annotation of a GenBank genome assembly
ACAGUCUCGAAAAACUAUUACCACAUAUUGGAAAAAUAAAUCAUCCUUUGCAACAUAUUAAAUCGACCAAUACUGCUUCCUACAAAAAUGAUAAACUAAUAGCAUUUAACAGUAAUGCUAAUAAUGAUAAGUCUAUAUUAUUAUCAUUAGACACACAAUUAAAAACAGAAACUGGUAUACAAAGAUGGAGGCAAGUGAACCGUGCUAUACCAAUAUUUGAACGAACACAUCCUGGCAAGAUAGCUCUGUUUAUGUUUGAUAAUAGCAGCAAUCAUGAUUCUUUUGCUGAAGAUGCUCUUUUAGUCUCUAAUAAUGUAAACCAGCCUAAGGGGAUUAGACGGGUUCUUAAAGAACGGAAUUUAUGGAUAUCAGGCCUUAUAAAACGGUGUAAUAAAUGUAAAAAAAACAAACCUGAUUCAAACAACACAAACUGUUGUGCAUCACGUAUUCUAUCAACUCAACCUGAUUUUGCAGUUCAAAAAUCACGCAUACAAGAGGUAAAACGUUAUGCAAGACUUAAUUGUAAUUAUACUUUUAAGAGCCUCAAAAAAACUGUUCCAAAAGCAUUAGAUUCUGUUAGCUUAAUGAAGAUUCGCCGUUUUGCUCACCAUUCUGCACGCUUUAUGAGUGCCAAUGAACUUGGACUUUCUGGAAAGGCUGCUAUUUUUGCAGUAAAGAAAUAUCGUUCUCAUCGUCGAGUUCCAGAAAAAGUUCUUGAAGAAUUCAUUCAUGACUAA